AUGAUCAUAAGAAGGACAGUGAACUCUCUUGAACAGUGAAGCAAAAAUGAAACUUUUUAUCCAAUACCUAUUUUAUUUUAUUUACUGCUUUAACAGUCAAUCUUUUGCAACAACUAUACCAAAUGCAGCUGAAAUGGCGGAAAUCAAGAAAGUCAUAUUUCAAAAUUAUGAUAAAGCUGUGAUACCUACUAAACACAUUGCAGUUAUUAAUGUUACGUUCUCCGUCAAUAUCAACGAUAUGAUCCCUUUAGAGAAAGCUGAAAUGAAUUUCGGUAUUGAUGGUCAUUUUGCGUUGUCUUGGAAAGAUUACCGAUUAAAAUUCCGUCAUCUUUCCAACAUCACUAAAAUUCCAUUCGACUACAAGGUCUACAAUAAAUUAUGGGUGCCAAAUAUAUAUUUCGUCCAAGAAAAGUAUGGUGUUAGCCAUUCGUUGCUGCAACCCAAUAUUUUGGUUUUGUUGUAUGCUGAUGGUACUGUGCAUACCAGCAGAAGAUUGUCGUUCAAUUCGUUCUGUCCAAUGAAAAUGCGAUUUUAUCCAUUUGAUAUUCAAGAAUGCAAUUUAUCUAUUGAAACGUAUUCAUAUAAUAAAGAUUACGUAAAUUUACAUUGGGAUGGAGUGAAAGGAGAUGACAAAGAUCUUCACAUACAAGAUUUCUCAGGAGUAAAAAUACUCCUAUAUGCAGAAAGAGAAGCAAGUUCGCUUUAUGGAAAAUUCAACCGUCUGACCAUGUCCCUGAAGUUAUAUCGAAACUUAGCACUACAUGUCUUGCGAGACUUUUUUCCAUGCAUUCUGAUUGUGAUGUUAUCCUGGGUUGGAUUCUGGAUUGAUGAUAAUUCCAUUCCAGCACGAGUGUCUUUGGGCAUAACUACUGUGUUAACCAUAGUAACAUUUACAAACAAUGUAAAAAAGAACUCUCCCAGUGCUGGUUUGUUCAGAAGUCUUGAUUGUUAUAUGUUGGUGUGUAAUUUAUUUGUGUUUGCAUCUGUGGUGGAGUACGCCUUCAUUGAAUUGAAUCACAAGCCCGACAGAAAUAGUAUUAUCAAGAAGGCAACUAAGGCUGGUACUGAAAAUGAAACUACAUCAAAGGAAACCAAUGAGGCAGGAAGAGUUCUAAAGCCGUUUGGUCCAUUACAGUUUUACUCUGGAGAGGCACACCGAAUUGACCGUAUUUCACGUAUAGUGUUUCCUGUUUUUUUCACGAUAUUCAACGUCGUUUUUUUCCUGUUUCACAGGUUACAUCCAGACACAGUUGACUAAACAGAUGACCGUUUCAUGAAGGAAGGGCACUACAUCAUAAAUUUUUAAAAAAUGUUGUUUUUGCGUAGAUUAUGUGCAAUCGAUUCCAAUAUGACUUUAGCAAAAUAUAAUUAAACUUGAUUUUGGAAUAUUUAAAGAUUAUUGUCUUAUAAAACAUGAAAUAUUUAAUAGGGAAUAUGGUAAAAAGAGUAUAAUAAUAGCAAUCAUGAUGCUUUACUAUUUAUUUGUUUUUAA
Messenger RNA from Hydractinia symbiolongicarpus, 1492 nucleotides. Its product is annotated as gamma-aminobutyric acid receptor subunit rho-3-like. NCBI's taxonomy places the organism in Eukaryota, Metazoa, Cnidaria, Hydrozoa, Anthoathecata, Hydractiniidae. Gene Ontology annotation, molecular function: neurotransmitter receptor activity; extracellular ligand-gated monoatomic ion channel activity; GABA-A receptor activity. Gene Ontology annotation, cellular component: synapse; membrane; neuron projection. The transcript is spliced from 8 exons. The record is from RefSeq and is a predicted model, not a curated record. Gene Ontology annotation, biological process: monoatomic ion transmembrane transport; chemical synaptic transmission; signal transduction. Bases 47 to 1258 code for a protein of 403 amino acids.